Messenger RNA from Trichophyton benhamiae CBS 112371, 945 nucleotides. RefSeq lists its product as uncharacterized. Gene Ontology annotation, biological process: Golgi organization. Gene Ontology annotation, cellular component: Golgi apparatus. The record is from RefSeq and is a predicted model, not a curated record. Bases 1 to 945 code for a protein of 314 amino acids. Gene Ontology annotation, molecular function: protein binding. The transcript has 2 exons. Lineage: Eukaryota; Fungi; Ascomycota; Eurotiomycetes; Onygenales; Arthrodermataceae.
AUGUUCGGAGCCCUGAACCGCCUUAUCAGCAGCCUCGAUGCAGAUACGUCCUCCACGCAGUCGCAUAGCAGAGACAACGCAUAUGGCUUCCAGGUGCUACGGAACAAGAACCCAGAUCUACCAUUAGAGCCGUGGUUCGACUUUAUUAUUGGAAUAAAUGGACACAUUAUAGGUCAACGGACACAUCAAGCUGUUGUGCCUAUACCAGCAUCAAACCCGUCUCUCGGCGUAACACUUCAGCUAGCACCGCUCUCCUUGACACAGAAUAUAUGGCAUGUCCUAUCAAUACCGUCGCCUCAGAGCCCGGCUUAUCUGGCUGGCCUACUACCACAUUCAGAUUAUAUAUUAGGGACACCGAGUGGGACGCUUCGCGGGGAGACUGCGCUUGGUGAGCUCGUUGAGGACCAUUUGAACAGGAGCCUGACUCUAUGGGUAUACAAUAACGAGUUCGACGUGGUUCGAGAAGUUGAGAUCGUUCCUAAUCGUAACUGGGGAGGUGAAGGGGCUCUGGGUGCAGUUCUGGGUUACGGUGCACUUCACAGGCUACCUCUGGCCCUGAGUGGAGAAGUGCCAGGACCGGGAGAGGUUGUCUUUGCAACAAAAGAAGAUGGGCAUGACACAGGAACCAACAUCAGUAACCCUGUUAUGCCAGCGUCUGAACCCCAAUUCUUAAUCCCGGCUAACAUAGUCUCGUCUGGAGGUGCGCCCAAAAAGCCAACACCACCGACUAAACAUGCCCGAAAGAACCGUCAUGUUGAGGCGCCUUCGUUUGAUGACUACUUUAAAGAAGGCGAAGAACGGAGCCAGAAAGAGGACUAUAUACCUGCUUCUAGGACAGCGCCGGUUGCGCCACCUCCAAAGGCCGGAGCUGCUGUUUCAUCACCGUCGCCCACCACAACGCCAGCACCUCCUACUGAGGAUAUAGGCAGCCCUCCGGAUGAGUAA